Molecule: messenger RNA, 5336 nt
Organism: Mugil cephalus (flathead mullet)
Lineage: Eukaryota; Metazoa; Chordata; Actinopteri; Mugiliformes; Mugilidae
Gene: ippk
Product: inositol 1,3,4,5,6-pentakisphosphate 2-kinase
Exons: 14
Coding region: 167-1660 (497 amino acids)
Biological process (GO): inositol phosphate biosynthetic process
Cellular component (GO): nucleus
Molecular function (GO): inositol-1,3,4,5,6-pentakisphosphate 2-kinase activity; ATP binding
Source: RefSeq, a predicted model, not a curated record
GACUUGGUUGUCCGGGGCAACAGCAGCUCGGUCCUCCCCUGGUUCUUCUUCUGAAUUACUGCAGGCGGACACAGUAGAGUACAAGUCGCAGUACUUGUAUGUCGCUGUGUCUUAGCGAGUCCCUCCCUGGCCGAAGACGUGGUAUCAGUUUGUCGCCGCGGGUGUGAUGGAACUGGACAAAAUGGACGAAAACGACUGGAAGUAUCACGGAGAGGGGAACAAGAGCUUGGUGGUCUCACACGUACAGCUUCCCAGAGUUUUACGUCUGCUCAAAUAUCCGGCCGAGGACUCUGAAAACCCACCGCAGACAGCUGAGCAGGCCUUCAGGCAGAUCCAGAACAUUGUUGACUUCAGCUCGAAUGUUAUGAGCAGCCUGUUGGGGGAGAAGUUCAUCCACAGCGGGGAAGUUGUUAAGCUGCCUUUGGAGUUUGUGCGACAACUGUCAAUCAAAGUUCAACAACAGAGACCAGCCUGGCGUUGUGAUAAAGUGAUGGACAUCUACAGCGGCUGUGCGCUGUGUCUGCCCGACCUGACAUCUCCAACCCUCCGCCAGCUGACACACACUCCUCCCAUCUGCAUCGAGAUCAAGCCUAAAUGUGGCUUCCUGCCGUCCCCAAAACACGUUAGCAAAGACAUCAAGACCAAAGUGUGUCGCUUCUGCAUGCACCAACACUACAAGGUGGCCAAUGGGAAGUGGAAGAGACACAGUCUGUACUGUCCUCUGGACCUGUUCUCAGGGAACAGACAGAGAAUGCACUUUGCCAUCAGACACCUGAUAGAAGAACCUCAGAACAACUUCAAAAUAUUCAAGGGUGGUCAGUGUAUCUUCAGCAGUAAGGAGGGCAGUGACGACUCUGUGGACCUGACCUCUCUGCUGCAUCAUCUUAGACCUUACUUCCUCUACGGAAACAAUCGAAUCAAUAGUCACAUCCCCAGCAAGGCCGUACUGAACGACUUCAUCCAGGUUCUGGUGAACGCACUCCUGAGUGGAGGAGGAGGAGGUGGAGAGGACGGAGGGAUGGUGACGGACAGACGAGGAGAAGGACGGAGCUUCUGUGAAGCGAGUGUCUUCAACAAGGAGAGGAUUCGUCACGGUUCUCAGGGUUUACCCAGCGACAGUGUUUUGUCCAGGAUCCUUCAGACUCAGAUGUUGGACACUCUGGACAUUGAGGGACUUUAUCCUCUUUACCGGAGAGUAGAGCAACACCUACACGACUUCCCCAAGGAGAGGACACGUCUGCAGAUAGAUGGACCGUACAACGAGGCCUUCCUGGAGAAGAUGCAGAAAUGUUCGGCCGAGGAUGACGGCUCCGUGGAGUACGCUGCAGCCAAGGUCCAUCAGUAUCGCGUUGCCAUGACAGCCAAGGACUGCUCCAUCAUGAUCGCCCUCGUGCCAAGCAGUGAGGAAGAAGAUGAUGAUGAGGGUCAGAGGCGGCUCAGGGACUUCAGACCUCCUGCUUUCUCCUAUUCCGUCUCCAUCUUGGAUUUGGACCCUAAGCCGUACGACAGCAUCCCCCGCCAGCUGCGUCUGGACCAGAAGAUCGUCUCCUGCUACCUGAAGACUGGUGGUGCCUUGCCCAAGGCCUCUCUGUCGCCGUACCCCGGUAUCUUCGCGGCCGCAGAGAGGGAGGACUGCACGCUGGUCUUCCACGCGAUGUGACCGUCCGGGUCCAGAGGAGAUGACACAGCUGUUUGUCCUGCUGCGGCACUUUCUCUUCGUGCAGACGGGCGUCAGCUCUGGCUGCUGCUCAGCAACAAUUAAAAUCCAAGCGACUUUCAUCAGCUAUGUUACUCACUCAAGAGCAUUUGUGUCGUCAUGGCAACCCGACUUCUCACCCUGGCCUCGAGGAGGAGGCCGAAACCACCGCCGCUCUGUGUUGUAUUUAUUAGGAAAACUCACAGGAAGCUCUGUUGUCUCCUUUUGGCGACAACGAUUUGGCACCGACUUCCUGGUCUGACCCUAGUCGGUCACCAUGGCAACGCUUCAAAAGCUUGAAAGAGGGAAGAAGAAAGUAGAGGUGGAGGUGAUGAGAGACGGGCCGGGUGUGGAGCUGUGCUGACGUAUGUUGUCUCCUGAAUGUGGGCGUGGCCUGUCGGUGUCCUCCGGGGUCACCGUGGUAACAGAAGUGCUUGUUGUCUUCUCUGCGGCCACAGAGACGCAGCGAAGGCAACACGAAGGAUCUGAUGAGUGAUUCAGAAACCAAUGAGGCGACGCAACGUUUCAUGAUCUUUGUGGCAAACUCUCGUCAGGAUCAGGUCAAACUGUGACUUUAUUCUGUUUCAUCGGGGAGUUGAGUGUCAUUAAAGGAUCAGUUCACCCAAAUAAAGAGGAAAAAUAGUGCCACCAGUCCAGCAGAAAGUUUUGGGAGCUUCAUGUCUCUGCUCCAAUGAUAAUAUUAAACACCUGUUAGUCGUCAGGAAACACUGGAGACGUUAAAGUCACGGUUUCUGAAAAGAGGUUGAAUUAAUAUUUAUUUUUUAACACCGAGUUCUGCUUCAUUGUGUUGAGUUUCUGAGGCAGAAAUCUUUAACCUGAACAAAUGCUGCUGCUUCAAAUUAAGCUCAGUUGCAACAUAGGGAGUCUGUUCACUUCACGUAGGAAGCUAAUACCUUUAAAUGUGGAUCAAAGGCUGCAUUCAGCCAACGAAGGAGAUGUAUCAAACUUAAGAUGGAACAAAUGCAAACUUCACCACUAAAUGACAAUAUAGUUCAUCUGCUACAUGUUGAUGUCAGUGACUGCGUCACACCUUGUGAAUACCACAAGAGGGCGCCGUUCAGUAAACAUGUAAACAUGACUGGGUUUGAAGGCAGCAAUAAGACGUCUGAUGGGACUAUAGGGAGGGGAGGAAACAUGAAAGUAAACAUUUAAUCCACUAUGACAGCUGGACAUAAACAUCACUUCCUGUUGACACUGUCAGUGUUUAUUUAAGUUAAUGAUACUGGAAGUGCUCAGAUCAUGUCUCCACACUGAGCUUCAUGUAUCAUUAUUAUUAUUAUUAUUAUGUAUUAAAUUACAAAUAAUUUCAAGUAUUAUUUAUAACAGCUGUUUCACUGGAGUGUGGUAAACUGACCCUUUAAUGUUCAGCUGUGACCUCUGACCUUCUUCAACGUAAACCCUGCUCUUGUUUUGAAGAGAGACGCGUCUCUUAAACUCUUAUCGUUCUCAGAGGUCAUCUAACAUUCCUCUUCUCACUAACGUGGUGAUAACAUAGUUUUCUAAACGGUACGGUUUCAUUUGGCCUCAGUUCUCCGACGGUUCGCUCCGUCUCUCGUGGGCCACGAGUCGGGAUCCACCACCUUGAAUCAAACUGAAUUGCUGAGAGGUCAUCACUACAUCACUAACUUUCACUGAAUCAUUCCUCCGUCGUCCCGAGAGGCGCGCGGAGCGACCGUCGGUGAACUGAGGACCGAACGCGGCCGUACGUCUGGUUGAGAUUAAAGAGCGAUUAAAAUGUGACUGACUCACCGGAGAAAGGGCUGCUGGGUAACAGACGAGUCGUCUUCAGACGGACCGGGCUUCAUGCUGCUGCUCUGCUGGUUCUCGUGCCAUAAGUGGCUUGUUUGUGGUCGUUUGUGUCGUGCGUUUGUUCAUGUGCCUAAAUGUUGUGGUGGGACUGGAGGGCGGGUUGGUGCGCGUGCGUUGAGAUAACUCACUUUGUUACAGGCUGCGUUCAGAUCAGCGUCUGAGCUGCUGUGGACGCAGCGUGAACUCUCGGUACCUCAAACUCCUCACGACCCAAACGGGAGCUCGACCGGCUCCACUGAUGUUUGGAAACAAAAAAAAAAAAAAAAAAAAACAAACAAAUGAUGCAUUCAGGAGCGCUGGGAGGUUUCUGGGGAUGGGGGCGUCCUCCUGAACCAGCAGCACUGAUGAAGGCUUUAGAUUAACUGGUAACACUUGACUUCAGUUCCUGUUUACAGCGUCCGCUCUCCAACCUCCUCCACCAGCCAAUCAGACGUCUGGAAACUAAUGACACUACACAACCCAAAGAGAAAAAAUCCUCCACACUCCAUUUCAAUCUGAUCUCCCGUCAUCAGACGUGUCGUCUGGAGCUGAUGUGAUCCGUUAAAUCCGAACACUAAAAAAAAAAAAAAAAAGUUGAAUACGGUUUGAAGACGCCUUCAUGAAGAGCUCUGUAGAGGACGGACUUUAACGACCACAUCAGCCACAGUGGACGUCUGGCACAGGGAGGAGUGAGAGGUUGGAGUGUGGACAGCAGAGAACUGAACCAACCACUGAUCGUUCUGUUGAAAUGACGACGCCACAGGCAGCAAAGGCUGAUGGGAGUCAGAGGUCUGGACUCGUCUCUAGAACGUGUGAACACGACCUAAAAAUGUUACAUCUACGUCUGAAAGGAAGAUGUUUCUCAUUAAAAUCUAAAGAUCUAUUUUGAUUUUUACUGUCAAUGUGAAAAACGGUUAAAUUUAGAGAUUUAAAUUAUGAGGUUGGAACGACUCUAUACGACAUUAGGCUGUUUCAUUGUAGUUGAUCAGGAAGUGAAAAUUCAAGUCUCUAGUUGUUGUUAAUUAUUAUUAGUUGGUAAUUUGUGUUUCAAAAUUGAAAGCUGGUGCCUUCACAUUUCACAUACAGGGACUCGACAACAUAUUGACUACAAACAUCUGUCCUCAGGUUAAAACGUCCGUGUAGAAAAUAAAAGUAAGAAACGUCCCAAAGUUCAAAACUAAUUAUUUUAAUCCAGACAAAGAGGAAGCUGAGAAUCUAGUGUAGAUUUUCCAGAUUGUGAUGAAGGAAAAUAUAUUAUAAUAGAUUAAUUAUAAUAUAACAUGCCAGAAAAUAAAAUGUUAAGUAAUAUCUUAACAGGUCAGUUUGUCACUAGUUUUGAAGGAUGAAUAAAUAAGUGUUGACGACUAGAACAACGUGACAUUUUGACGUAAGUGAGUAAACUUUUUGCCGUCGGGCGACGAGUGAACUAAGUGUCAGUAAGUAAUUCUGUUGAAUCACUUCUAGGUUGAGUUUUUAAUAUGAAGCUGCUUUAAAAGCAGCAAUAACUGUUCUCAUGGAUUCAGAGACGUCCAGACCUGGAGUCGAAGCUCUGAUCGGUCGGUUGCUGCCUGAGCGUUGGUCCAGUGAAGCAUCACAUCACUGUGAUACCUCCAGACUUCUAAUAACUACGUGUGUGUGUGUGUGUGUGUGUGUGUGUGUGUGUGUAAAUAGCUGAAAGAAGAAAACUAUUUGAGAAUACAAAGGCGACACUGCUGUCUGGCAUUUUGUAUUUAAAUUAUUUAUUUUUGUAGAUUUUGACCGAUGAGCUCCGCUGUUACAGCUGUCGCAGUCGUGCUCUUUCUAUUAAAAUAAAGAUUUCUAAGAGACUAAA